Messenger RNA from Colletotrichum graminicola M1.001, 2262 nucleotides. Its product is annotated as actin. The record is from RefSeq and is a predicted model, not a curated record. The transcript is spliced from 4 exons. NCBI's taxonomy places the organism in Eukaryota, Fungi, Ascomycota, Sordariomycetes, Glomerellales, Glomerellaceae. The coding region runs from base 1 to 2262 and encodes 753 amino acids. Gene Ontology annotation, cellular component: Ino80 complex; cytoplasm. Gene Ontology annotation, biological process: regulation of DNA-templated transcription.
AUGGCGCCCUCAGCAACGGGCGAGAUUCCGCCUCUACCCGCGCCCCCGGAGAGAACAUAUCCACCAGCGAAAAUCUUCCCGGUGAAGGAAGCCAAGUUCGAGAAGCCAAUUCCGGUGCUGCACGAUGGACGGGAGAAGGCAAUGGCGCAGUCGUCUGGGGGUGCGGCUAUCGUCAUCGACAACGGCUCUUCGGCCGUCCGCGCCGGAUGGUCGUUUGAGGAAAAUCCACGGUUGAUCAUCCCCCCGAUCAUGUCCAAGUACCGCGACCGAAAAGCCGGGAAGACGUACUCUUUCGCCGGCAGCGAUUGCUACGCCGACACGACGGCGAGGAGCCACAUUCGAUAUGCGCACGAGCAAGGGACGGGCAUAGUCAGCAACUGGGAUGUCAUGGAACAUGUUCUCGAUUACAUAUUUCUCAAGCUCGGCAUGAACGGCGACGAUGCGUCCAUAGACUUACCCAUCGUCAUGACAGAGGCCGUGGCUAACCUGCCCUACUCCCGGAAAUCAAUGACGGAAAUCAUAUUUGAGUGUUACGGUGCUCCAUCACUGGCGUACGGUAUCGAUUCGCUCUUCUCUUACGCACACAACAAGGGAAAGACGGGCAUAGUGGUGUCGUCAUCCUACACUUCCACGCAUAUAAUACCCGUUUACAACCACAAGGCGGUGCUGAACCAAGCCACGAGGCUCAACUGGGGAGGAUGGCAUGCAGCAGAGUAUCUUCUGAAGCUGAUCCGGCUGAAAUACCCCGCCUUCACGGGGAAGCUCAACGUAUCGCAGGCUGAGCAUAUGCUUCGCGACCACGCAUACGUCUCGACAGACUACGACAACGAACUGCGGAGCUAUUUAGACUGGACCGGACUCGAAGAUCGGGACAUCGUCAUUCAGUACCCCUUCACGGAAGAAGUUAUUGUGCAGAAAACCGAGGAGGAGCUGGCACGUAUCGCCGAGCGAAAAAAGGAGAGCGGUAGGCGCCUGCAGGAGCAAGCGGCAAAGAUGCGUCUGGAGAAGCUCAUGCGCAAGGAGAACGAGCUCGAAUCACUAAAGAAGCUCCAAGCGAAGCUGGAGCAGCAGACCAACAAGAAGGAGGUCAGGCGGCUUUUGGACAGCAAUGAUCUCAAAGACGAAGCAGCGCUGGAAAGAGCCAUCGCGACCUUGGAGAAGGCGGUAAAGAAGGCACGGACCAAGGAUGUCGGCGGCGACCCCGCCGAGGAGCAGCAGGAGCCGGUGUUUGACCUCUUGGACGUGCCGGAUGAGGAGCUCGACGAGGCUGGUAUCAAGGCAAAACGCCAACAGAAACUCAUGAAGUCCAAUCACGAUGCGCGCGCGCGCGCCAAGGCUGAGAAGGAGGCUGAGAAGGCCCGCAUCGAAGAGGAGAAGCGGCUGGAUGAGGAGCGCCGGGAGAACGACCUCGAGGGCUGGCUUGAGGAGAGACGUCAGGCGCGCGCCGUCACGCUGCAAAAGAUGAAGGAGCGCGAGCGCCUCAAGCAGGACCUCGGCAACCGCAAGUCGCUCGCGUCGCAGAUCCGCAUGAAGAGCAUCGCGAACCUCGCCUCGGACAAUCCGACCAAGAAGCGCCGGCGCGGUGGUGACGACGACACCUUCGGCGCCAACGACGACGACUGGGGUGUGUACCGCCAGAUCACGGUCGGCGACAACAGCGACGACGAGCAGGAGGAGGAGAACCUCGAGGCGAACCUCAAGACUUACGAGGAGGACCUGCUCCGUUACGACCCGGAGUUCACGUACGAGGACACACACGAGGCGCAGACGGACUGGUCCAAGUCGAUGCUGCACGCCUUCGCGCGCGGCCCGCGGCCGUUCGACGCCGGCUCCCAAGCCGAGCUCAACCAGAUCCACCUCAACGUCGAGCGCAUCCGCGUUCCCGAGGUCGUGUUCCAGCCGUCCGUCGCCGGGGUCGACCAGGGGGGCCUCGUCGAGAUCAUCGGGGACAUACUCAAUCAGCGCCUCGGCGGCGUCCCCGACCGCGACGACUUCCUCAAGGACAUAUUCCUCACUGGCGGCAACACCCUCUUCCGCGGCUUCGACGAGCGCCUCCGCCAGGGCCUCAGGCCGCUGCUCCCCGCCGACUCGCCGCUCGCCAUCCGCCGCGCCCAGGACGCCCUGCUCGACGCGUGGAGGGGCGCCGCCGGCUGGGCGGGCUCGUCCGCGUGGAAGGCCGCCACCAUCACGCGGGAGGAGUACCAGGAGAAGGGAUCCGAGUACAUCAAGGAGCACGACCUAGGCAACAUGUCGUAUGUAUGA